GAGCUCUCUCUCUUCUCUCUCCCCGAUUCUGUCAUCCCCUCCGACCUCUUCACCUUCUUCCGGCCAUAACUCCUUCAUCCGGCGACGGAUUUUGACGUAUAAGAUGUCGUUGGAAAGCUCUCUUCCCUCUCUUCAUUUCUAUGGUGGUUUGGUGAUUGAUUCUGGACUGUGGAAGGUGCAGCAACGAGAAGAAGAGGACGGUCACUGUAGCAGAUCGGGAUUUCCAUCGAUUUCCGGCGAUUCCGGCCGUCUCCGGCCACCAAUUUGGCGUCGAAGGGUUCUUGGAGUUUUCUGGAAAUUUUUCACCGGCCAAAUUGGAGCCCUUCAAGUGCAAUGUUGCGAGCUACGGCUAGAUGAAGGAACUCGUUUGCGUGGUCGCCCAAUAGUACUUUUGCAGGCGUUAUUAGUUGAGGUCGGGCGUACAUGGAUCGAGACAUAGUUGACGAAUAGCUUCCGCACUUCUUUGUUUGGCUCUGAUCUAUUGAGGGUUACUAUUUGGGUAGUCCACUUUAGGGGUGACUCGACCAGUUCUCGGUAGAGUUAUCUCUAAGGUGGGUCCCGCAGGGCCACCUCGGAUUUCAGGGUGAAAUCCGGGGCGGGUCCUGUCAGCUAUAGCCUGCCACCUACGUUUUAAGUUAUACCAAAUGGAUGUCAAAAGUGCCUUUCUUAAUGGUCUCCUACAAGAGGAAGUCUAUGUUGAACAGCCUCAGGGAUUCAAAGAUCCCAGCAAUACUGAUCAUGUGUAUAGGCUUAAGAAAAC
Molecule: messenger RNA, 760 nt
Organism: Rosa rugosa (rugosa rose)
Lineage: Eukaryota; Viridiplantae; Streptophyta; Magnoliopsida; Rosales; Rosaceae
Exons: 4
Coding region: 104-439 (111 amino acids)
Source: RefSeq, a predicted model, not a curated record